This is a messenger RNA of Chironomus riparius, 2434 nucleotides long. The record is from the annotation of a GenBank genome assembly. Lineage: Eukaryota; Metazoa; Arthropoda; Insecta; Diptera; Chironomidae.
GUUUUUCUUAAAGAUUGAUCUUUAUGUUAUUUAAUUGUUUUUUGAUUGAAAAACUUAACAUAUAUAAAGUUUUGUGGAUAUCUACAUAUUUAUAAAGUUGAAUUAUUUAUUAAACAAAGAAAAUCAAUUAUUAAAGGAUAUUUAUUGUGGCGUGAAUGUGUAAAGUUUAUGGAGUACAUUUGUGUCUAUGAGAAUCUUCUAAAUUAAACCAAAGAACCACAACCAAAGACAGAAGGAUUAUUGAGCUGGUUUGGAAUUUACCAAUAAAAUCGAAUUAAAAUGAUGUCUUUUUCAAAAGCCAAGUUGAAGAGAUUCAACGAUAUUACAGACUUCUCAUCACCAUUCGUAAAAGAUAAAGAUAAGAAGAAGGAUAAAGAUAAGCAUACAGAAGACAAAAAGAAAGCAAAAGACCUAUUUCGUGAUGACAAUGCCAUCGAAACAACAGACAAGAAAUCUAAAAUGCGAUUAUUUCGUACGCCAUCACUUCCAUAUCGUUUGAAAUUCAGACAAGUUUCGGAUUUAACACCAUCAAAAAAGAGCUCAAAAAAGGCGGCAGCAGCAGAGCAACCAGCAGAAAUACAGACACCAGCAUCUUCAACAGCCGUUACACCACAAAAGGCACCCCAUUUUUCAAUGCUAUUUCGUAAAUCAGAACGGAAUUUGCUAGAGAAAAAAUCGAGGGAUGAAAAGUACAUUGAAAAAUUGAAACUUGACAUUGAGAAAUUGAACAAGCAAAUCAAGGAUUUGGAAUUGCAGAAUGUUGAAAAAAUUUAUCAAAUUAAUGACUUAAAUUUUGAGAUUGAAGGCAUGAAGACUGCUGAAGAGUUUCUUGAAAAAACAGCAAUGCAAGCUAUUGACAAGAUAAAUAAAUCAGACGAAAAGGUUAAAGAAAUUCUGCAGAAUCAUGAUGUUCUGCUUCAUCAUAUGGACCGAAUGAGUAGCGAAAAUGAAAGUCUUCUUGGACUUAAUGAGAAAUUGACAAAAUCGAAUGAUGAAUUUAUAAAAAUUAACGAAGAAAGAAUUAAGGAAAUGGAAAAAAUUCUCACAGCAAAAUGUGAGGAACUGCACAGACUUAAGUACAGACUGCACGAGAAGAACAAUAUCAUUCGGAAUUUUGAAUUCGAACUUGGCAAGAAGACAGUCGAGAAUCUUGAAUUGAGUACGAAACUUGAAAAGUCUGAAGAAAAUUCAAAGAUUUUUGAAGUUCAGCAUGAAGGAAAUUUGAAAAUGCUUAAAAAUUCUUAUGAAAAUGAAAUUUUCUUCCUUAAUUCACAACUCACAAAAGUUCAAACUCAAUUAGUUAAACUAAGCAAGUCACAGAAAAAGAUCCAGUCAAUGGAUCUUGAGUCACAAAUUGAUUUUGAGAAUCAAAAGACAAAGUUUGAGAUUGAGAAGCGGAACUACGAUAUUACAAUUAAGAACUAUCAAAACAUUAUUGAAGUUAUUUCACUUCGUUUGAAGAAGUCAGACACAGAUGUUGAGUAUGUGAUGAAGGAGAAUGCUCAACUUAAAAUUGAAAAUAAGGAACUACGAACAAAUUAUGAAAAUUUAAGAAGUUCAGCAGAGAAUUUAAAGAAAAGUUUUGAUGACAAGAACAAGUUUGUUGAGCAAUUAAUGUCAACAUCUGAAUCGGAAAUGAUUACAAUGGUCGGAAAGAUGAAUGACUAUUUUAAUGAAAAGUUCUUUGAAAUUGCUGAACUCAAAAAGAGUUUUGACAUUCGUGAUAAGAAUUUAAAGAAAAUGACAUCAACAGUUCUCGAAGAAUAUACAAUUGGAAUUGAAUUGGCACGUAUUGAACUUGAUGAGAAGCAAAAGAAACUCACAGAGUACGAGAAUGAGAUAAAAUCUAUUAAAUUUGAGAAUCUUCAACUCAAAAUGAAACUAAGUGAAGGCAUGGGAACUGCACGAUCUCUUUCGUCAACAACAUUGGCAACAAUUGAAGAGGAAACAGCAACAGAUGACGAAAAAAAGAACAUUCAGGAAAGAGAAGAAGAAAAUUUGCAGUUGAAAUUGAAGUUGAAAGAACUUGACAGAAAAUUCAAUGAAUUUGAGAAUGCAGCAAUUGAACGUGAGAAAGAUUACAAACAAAUAAUUGAGCAACAGAGAAUGGAUGCCGAACAAAUGAAGGGAUUUGAGAAGCUGAAAGAAGCAAACUUGGAUUUGAGAGCUAAAAUUCAAAAGCUACAAGACAAUUAUCAGUUCCUUGACAGCCCAAACAAGACACCAACAAAGCGCGCACUCCUGCUUGGCAAAGAGAAUCAGUCACCAAUUUUUACGAAUCAAUCACGGCUCUUCGAAAACAGUCCCAAGAAUGCUUUAAAGCCGAGAAAUUAAUCUUUUUGAAAUGUAUUGGAGUUAUUGUACUUGAAAUAUUCUUUAAUUUAAAAUCGAUAAAUUUUUGAAAUUUAAAUUUUUAAAUAAAUUUUCUUUAUUA